AUGUUUUCUUCCACCAACAAUCUCCACCUUUUCCCUCUUCAACACUACUUCGUCCCUUCUUCUUCUUCCUCCUCCUCUUACCACCAGGUUGUUCCUCCUCCUCCGGGGCCGGCGGUGGCGUCUCCUGCGAACAACGUGUUCGUCCCGCAAGAUCUGCAAAACCCAUUUGUUGGAGUGGGUGAAGAAGGAAGGAUGAAGAAUGAGCAAGAAGGGCAGUGUUAUUCUUCUGGUGUGAACAAAAAGAGCAGAAUGAAGAAAGAUCGGCAUAGCAAGAUUUACACAGCUCAGGGUUUGAGAGACAGGAGAGUUAGAUUAUCCAUUGAGAUUUCUAGAAAGUUCUUUGAUCUUCAAGACAUGUUGGGUUAUGACAAAGCUAGCAAAACCCUAGACUGGCUGCUCACCAACUCAAGAAAAGCCAUUAAAGAGUUGACAAACAACAACAACAACAACUUGUAUAACUUUGAUUCUGAAUUUGAGGCUCACAAAUCAACAUUGCCUAAAUGUUCUAACAAAAAUGUUGCAUUCCAUCAUGUUUUGGCCAAGGAAUCUAGGGCAAAGGCAAGAGCAAGAGCUAGGGAAAGAACAAAGGAGAAAAUCAUGAGUAAAUCCCAACAACCUUUACCUGAGAUUUUCAGCCACCAAUUCCGCUCUCCUCCUCCUCCGCCUCCGCCUGCUUCGUCGUCGUCUUCUUCCAUACCCGUCGUUCAAAAAGCUGCCGCGACCUCGUUGGAUCAAGAAAACAACAUCAUAGGAAUCAUGUGGAAGCCAUCUCCUAUGAUCACAAAAGGAGAUAUUUAUUACAAUAAUUGCAACAAUUUCUAUUUUCCUUCCAAUCUGCCUCCCAAUUGGGACAUCAAUGUUGACUCUUUUGCCAGACCACAAUCUGGGUUUUGCUCCAUUGCCAACAUGGAUUCUCUCCCAGAAUUUCAAGUGUGUGCGAAGCCAUGGGAUAGCUGCAGCAACAACCAACACCUGCACUAA
Cucurbita moschata (crookneck pumpkin) is the source of this 981-nucleotide messenger RNA. RefSeq names its product transcription factor DICHOTOMA-like. The record is from RefSeq and is a predicted model, not a curated record. Gene Ontology annotation, cellular component: nucleus. Gene Ontology annotation, molecular function: DNA-binding transcription factor activity; sequence-specific DNA binding. Lineage: Eukaryota; Viridiplantae; Streptophyta; Magnoliopsida; Cucurbitales; Cucurbitaceae. The transcript is spliced from 2 exons. The coding region runs from base 1 to 981 and encodes 326 amino acids. Gene Ontology annotation, biological process: regulation of secondary shoot formation.